Molecule: messenger RNA, 2167 nt
Organism: Bufo gargarizans (Asiatic toad)
Lineage: Eukaryota; Metazoa; Chordata; Amphibia; Anura; Bufonidae
Gene: PGAP2
Product: post-GPI attachment to proteins 2
Exons: 7
Coding region: 215-976 (253 amino acids)
Biological process (GO): GPI anchor biosynthetic process
Cellular component (GO): endoplasmic reticulum membrane; Golgi membrane
Source: RefSeq, a predicted model, not a curated record
AUGCAGCCAUAUUGCUACACCCGGAAGUGCUGCUUCUGUCCUGUAUCUAUGCAGUGAUUUCUGAGGAGACGGCUUCUCCUACUGCGCCCAGGGUCUGAGGACAUGCAUAGUCCCCCGUGUCAGAUGCCCAGGCUGUGAACCGUCUGCAGGAUAACAGGUUAUCAGGGGCCAGGACCUCACAGUGACCUUGAGGAGGAGCCCCCACUGACACAAGAUGACUCAUCUCCCCCUGACGAUGCCCCCUGACCGUGGGGGCGGGCCCCUCUUCCGUCUGAAGUUCACUACGUUUGCGGUGGGAACGGUCUGUCUGCCGCUCUGCGGUUUUAUCUUCUGCAUCGUUUGGUCGCUGAUUUUCGACUUUGAAAAGACGACGGCCACGCACUGCGGGGUCCCUAAUUACCUGCCGUCCAUCAGCGCGGCCAUCGGAGAAGUGACCCCACAGAGGUUGGUCUGGCGGUUCUGUAUUGGCCUCCACUCUGCCCCCCGCCUGCUCGUAGCGGUGGCGUACCUCAACUUCUACCUGGGAGGAGGCGGCUCGUACUGGAGAAGUCACAUCAACUUCCUGCUCAAUGUAUUUGAGAUCCUGUGUCUUCUCCUGCUGACCUAUGUGUCCUCCAACGAGCACCAUGGGAUCCAUCAGCUGGCUUUUAUCUUCUUCAUGUUCUUCUCCCUCGGAUACAUGUUCAUAACCAUCAGGAUAUGGAGGAUAUCGAGGAAAUACUCUGUAAGUGCCGAGGAACGCCGCUCAUACACCUGGAAGAAGUGGCUCUUCAUCUUCAACCUGACAGCAUUCCUGGUCUCCCUUCUGUUCUAUUAUCGCCACAAUCUGCACUGUGAACCUGGAGUUUACACCGUCUUUUCGUUCUUCGAGUACUUGGUCGUCUUGACUAACAUGGGCUUUCACAUGACGGCUUGGUGGGACUUUGGCAGUAAGGAACUUCUCGUCUGCUCACUGGAGGAGGACAAGAGAAUCUGAUGGCCGUGCCUUCACCGUCCUAUGUUUGUGGUGGUGGAGUCUGGGGGGUGAACUGUCACUGCGCAGUCACAUCGUGGUCAUGACAGACCUGGAAUGGUCACUUACUGUCUUCAGUGAGAUCUUCAGAACGCUCUCCACUCUCAGGAGCCGCUCCCUGCACUCCUAGACACUCAGUGUGGGAGGUGUACUGAAAUUUGGUGUGGAUUUUGUGUGGCAUUUGACCGCCCUCUAGUGGAGAGUGUAUACCUGCAGACUGCAUGAUGUUACCAGACCGCCCUCUAGUGGAGAGUUUAUACCUGCAGACUGCAUGAUGUUACCAGACCGCCCUCUAGUGGAGAGUUUAUACCUGCAGACUACAUGAUGAUACCAGACUGCCCUCUAGUGGAGAGUAUAUACCUGCAGACUGCGUGAUGAUACCAGACUGCCCUCUAGUGGAGAGUAUAUACCUGCAGACUACAUGAUGAUACCAGACCGCCCUCUAGUGGAGAGUAUAUACCUGCAGACUACGUGAUGAUACCAGACCGCCCUCUAGUGGAGAGUAUAUACCUGCAGAUCAUGUGAUGUUACCAGACCCCCCCCUAGUGGAGAGUAUAUACCUGCAGACUACAUGAUGUUACCAGACCGCCCUCUAGUGGAGAGUAUAUACCUGCAGACUACGUGAUGAUACCAGACCGCCCUCUAGUGGAGAGUAUAUACCUGCAGAUCAUGUGAUGUUACCAGACCGCUCUCUAGUGGAGAGUAUAUACCUGCAGACUGCGUGAUGUUACCAGACCGCCCUCUAGUGGAGAGUAUAUACCUGCAGACUGCGUGAUGUUACCAGACCGCCCUCUAGUGGAGAGUAUAUACCUGCAGACUGCGUGAUGUUACCAGACCGCCCUCUAGUGGAGAGUAUAUACCUGCAGACUACAUGAUGAUACCAGACCGCCCUCUAGUGGAGAGUAUAUACCUGCAGACUGCGUGAUGUUACCAGACCGCCCUCUAGUGGAGAGUACUGUAGGGGCUUUGAUGAUUUUCUGGAUGAUUAGUGGUCCUGCUCCCCCUCCCCGCCAUUCUCCUCUAUAUACUGCAGUGGGGGGGAUGGAAUUAUCACAGAUCGGAUAUUUACAGAUUUAUAAUUUUUUAUAAAUACAUUUUCUAAUGUUUUAUUUAUUUUGUGAAUGAUCUGUUUUUAAUAAAGAUGAAGACAAAUUA